Molecule: messenger RNA, 3594 nt
Organism: Camponotus floridanus (Florida carpenter ant)
Lineage: Eukaryota; Metazoa; Arthropoda; Insecta; Hymenoptera; Formicidae
Product: coiled-coil domain-containing protein 170
Exons: 15
Coding region: 266-2605 (779 amino acids)
Source: RefSeq, a predicted model, not a curated record
AUUUUAUCGAAGCAGCAGAGCCUCGGACGGCUCCUUCACUUCGAGGGAAGCGCGCGCAAAGAGCGCGGGCUGUUUUCUCGGAUCGAUGCGUUUCGAUCGCACGCGUCGCGACGCUCGUCGGCGUUUAAGUCGCGGAGGCGCUUCGUCGGCGUCGCCGCUGGUUCUUGCCCGUUCCCAGGCAGGCCUGUUUCGCGUUCGAGAAUGUCGCGUUCGCGUUGAGGUCUCUCUCCCCGCUCGUUAGGAGGCCCGAGGACGGAAGGACGGGAUGGCGUCUGACGACGCCGAGACGCGGGAGGCGCAGGAAGCCGAGGAGGACUUGAGGAUCUUCGAGACGCUCUGCAUCUCGUCGCCGCAGAAGGUGAAUCCGGACAACGCUAUGACUCAUGAUCUGACGACUACUUUGAGGAGCGAAUUGGCAGCUCUCGAGUACAAACGAGACAGGCUCAUGUCCGAGCUGCAAGAGAUGAAGAGCAUCGUGAGAUCGCGGGACCAGAGGGUCGUGGAAUUGCAGGUGGAAGCCGAUCAGCUUCGAGAGCAAGCAGCCAGGCAAAAUUCCGUCGUUUCCAGUCUCAAGAAACGCAUUCAGGAACUUGAAGAGAGAGAGAGAAAUCUCUAUGCAUCCCAAGGUAGGAGUGAGAUCACGAUACAAGGUCUGCAACGUGACGUAAAAUACCACGAGGAAAAGGUCCGAGAGUACGACAAGAAAAUUCGACAAUUGGAGCAUAACAUAUCUGAGGAGAUUCAAUUGAAGGAGCGCGCACGUCUGAAUCUGCAGGAUUUUGUGCGAAGGUUGGCACACGCGUUGAACGUCGAGUACUGCGAAACGGCGCAUCACAGUCCAGAGAUGGUGAUUCACAAAGCCGAGGAGCUCGUGCAAGAGGUGAACCGACUGCGAACGAAGAGCACGAACGUCGAGACGCAGUUGACGGGCAUCGAGGUAGAUUUCAGAACCUGCAGAGACGCUCUUGAGCGUGCCACUACGGAAAAGGAACAGUUACAGAGACAGGUGUCUGUCCAACUGGUCGACAUAGAUCGUCUGCGUCAGGACAAGGAGUGCGUGGAAAUGCAAUAUAGGGUCGCGGAGAAGGACAUGAAUGACCUGAGGGACAAACUUGUGACCGUAAACAGAAGUUUAACUAGUGCAACGGGGAAUAUAUCCAAUCAAGAAGCGCUCAUCUGCCAAUUACGAGAGGACCUGAAGGCCCGCGAAGAGAAGACGCAACGCGUACAAAAUGACCUACGUCAUCUCCUCGAGUCUUUGGCGAUUCUCGUCAGUACACCCAAUCGAUUCGUCGAGUCUCACGAAAACGCAAUUAAGGAUCGCAUCCGAGAGAUCUUGGCGGACAACAAGGAUCAAUCGCUAAAAAUACAAGGUCUUCGGGAUAAGGUGAACGUUGCGACGGAGUCGACGAAUCGACAGAGCGAAUUGGUCGAAUCCACGAUGAUGAAAGUGCGCAGCCUGGAGGAUGAACGCGCCGCUUUAGAAGCCAAGAUACACAAGUUGGAAUCCGAACUUACAAGCAGCGAACUCUCCAGAGAGUCUUUACGCAGAGACAAGCAAACGUUUAUGAUCUUCUUGGAUCGAAUGGGCAAAGCGAUGCAGAUGGACGAGAUCUCUCAAGAAAUCGGGCUCGAUCUUUUAACCGAGUCGCUGCUGGUGCGGGCCGAGCAGUUAGCCAGAUUGGAAACCGACAAACUAGUCGACAAGUAUUUGUACUCCAGCUAUACGACCUUACCGAGGAUUCGGCGCGAGCGAUCGUUCCACGAGCUUCCUCUCAAAGAAACAUCCGUAGUUUAUCAGUUGCAACGUCGGGUCCGAACUCUACGGGAGCAAUUGCAACGCAGGGACUUGCAUCUGGAUCUUCUGCGUAGGAAACUGUCUCUGCAAGAGGACAGUGUGAGGGUGAAAUCGUUGUUGCAGAGCGAACGUGAUGAGGCCAACAUACGCGCGAAGAAGUUGGCGAAACAGGUCGAGCGAUCGCAAGUCCAAUUAUCGGAGGAAAAAUCGCGGAAUCGAGAGCUGAGCGCACAAUUGACGGAAGCCGCAGAUUAUAAGAUAGCUGCGCUGGAACGCAGUCGCAAAAUAGAGGAGCUUCAGAAGCGUCUCGUCGAGAGCGAGAUGUUGAGAACGCGUUAUAACAGAAAGUUGACGAUGGCGAAGGAACAGAUGAGGACGGCUGCGGAGACAGCCGACCAGGAAAGAUCGAUUAACGACCAUUCCUUGCAGCUUCUCCGCGACGAGCUCGCUCAGGUCAAGCAAAAUCUCUCCGAUGUCACGAGGAGGGAAUCCCAGCUCCAGAGCUUCCGCGUCUCCGUGGCGAAGCUAUUGUCGGAGCCAAUCUGCACGUCCGAUUACGAGAUCAUUUCGCGGCUGCAGAAAAUGGUCGCGGCUCAUCGCGACUUUACGAUGCUCUCCCGCAGAUACGACGAGCCUUUGGAAACAAGUCCCUCGAGGUGCACCAGCAUUCAUCCGGUUCAUCCACCGAGAUCGCCCGGUUCACGCUGCACUCGUUACGAAGACAGCGGUUUCGCGGAUCCACCGGAUCUCCACGACAUCGACGAUGAUUACAGCAAGAGGCCCGUGAGAAGCAGCCUUCUUCCGUGACAUCGGCCAAGGUUCAAGUUCUAAACGCGUUCCUGAGGCGAGGAGAUUAAACGAUCACGUCUAAUCCAUCUUGUCGGAAAUUCGAGUUUCCGUUCUCGGAGCCGUAGAUUGAACGAUAUUGCGGGGAAUAACUAUUUCGCACGUACGUUUCGUAAAGCGUUACGUUUACCGCGUAAACGACCGACUUUUACGAGAUGAAGAGGACCAUUCGCGCUUAUUUCUAUUCGCGAUCAUCGUUGCCUUACAAAUUAGACAACGAGCACGCCAUAAGAUCGCUCGCAUGUCGAUCGAGCGAUCGAAUAGCUCACCCCGACACCGAUUCCGAUGGAAUAAGCAUGAAGAAUCGAAUCACCGAUCCACGCUAUUACGAAGGAAUGAAAAAGGAAAUCGAUCCAGCGUGUUCUCGUGAAAUCGCGAUUUUACGCUAAUUAUUUACCAGCAAGCGUGAGAAAUUUCUAACGGAUCACAUGGAAGUGCGAUAUAGGACGUUGUAGAGUAUCGUGAACGAAAACCGUCAAAAGUGUUCAGCGAAAAUUACGCAUAGAGUUUAAGAUAAUUUAUUUCGGAAAUAUUUAUACAGGCCGGCCGUGCAUGGCAGACUUUGAUUUAUAUGUGAAUAAAAUAACUAUUAUCGCUAUAUGUAUACAUAUUGCUCCUAGAAAAAAAGAUCGCCUGGAUGUGCCACUUGAAGCAAGCAAUAGAGUCAUUAAUAUACAUCAGAGAAUGAAACUGUAUCGGGCAAGAAUAAUCAAACAUGCGAAACAUGUGCAGAUGACGUCAUGUGAAAUAAAGAAAAGCUUUAGCUUGUAAGAAAGUCAGUUUGUCAAGAAUUUUGCACAAAAAUUUGGAAUAUGAAUUAAGACUGAAUAUAAUUUAAUUGGAUUUUGUGACAUUACGUAUAAACUCAAUUUUGUUUGCACUUAUUUCAUAGACUAAAAAAUAUAUCUGUCCACAUCUUAACAAAGUGACUUAGGAAUGUUUUCAUGUAA